Molecule: messenger RNA, 6518 nt
Organism: Nerophis ophidion (straightnose pipefish)
Lineage: Eukaryota; Metazoa; Chordata; Actinopteri; Syngnathiformes; Syngnathidae
Product: Fanconi anemia group A protein-like
Exons: 42
Coding region: 125-4384 (1419 amino acids)
Biological process (GO): interstrand cross-link repair
Cellular component (GO): Fanconi anaemia nuclear complex
Source: RefSeq, a predicted model, not a curated record
GAGAAACAUGGAGGACGAGCACGUCAGCAGGGUUGCAGUCGCUUGUGUAAAAUCCAGACAAAGUGUGUUUAUGUAACCUUCUCCACGGGUUAUUGGCUAACGAAAAUCAAGACGUUGACGUGAAAUGUCGCUGAGUGCUUCGUGUGACUCGGCCCGUCAGAAAAGAAGUCUUUCAAGCCUUCUUGAUAGUCACUCUCUGAAAAGGCCAAAGCAAGGAGAUGGUCAGUGGCUGCAGAAAGCAGCCAUCCAGUUGUUGGAGCAGCAGCAGGAUCUCUGCAGCCUGUUCAAAGAGAUUGGGGCAAGCAAUCCAAUCAACAGCACCGGAGAGGAGCAAAGGAAGGAAGUCGCUGAAGGCAUCCCAUCAGACGUUGAAGGAUCACUUUUGGUGUCAGGGUUGAGACGCCAAGCUCGGCAGCUUGCUGUGCCGCUGGCAACACUUUCAGUGAAGUUGGUGCUGGAGAGGCUGAGGGAGAUCACUGGAAGUGAGGACAAUGACCGGGAGAUCCUCACCGCACCCCAAAGUGUCAAGCUGUGCGCCCUGCUGGAGUCUGCCAAAGAGCUGUUGAUACAUGGAUGCCUCUGCCCCAAGCUGCUUUGGCAGGAAUACAGGAAGUAUCAUAAACUACCCAAGCUGGAUAUUGUGUACCAACUUCACUUGAACGGUGUCCUCACAUUAAAGGAUCUUUUAAAGAGCGAUGAAGGAGUGAGGUUGUGGUUGGUCCCACAAUUGAAGGCUCUGUGCAGUUGGACACCUCUACAGGAAGACAAAGAAACCAUACAGGCUCAGCAGAAAGUGAUGUCAGGUAUUGUAGGUUUGCUGGUCAGCUUUGGCUUCCAGUCGAGUCAUGAGCCAGCAGCAAUGGAGAAGAGGGACUUUCUGCUCUGCACUUCCGCUUUAGAUGCCAUGCUGUUCUGGUUUCUGGACACUGUCGAUAGAACUUCAACACAGAAAUUAUGUGAAACUGCCACAGAUAGAUGGUGUCAGCUGUUUGCUGACGUUUCAACAUACCCAGAUGUCAGUAAGCGCUUCUUCAUGCACUCACUUACACAGACGCUCACCUAUAAGCCUCGCCUUACAGUGUCAGAUGCAAUUAGUCUGCAGAACAAAUGGACCUUUGAAAAAGCCAGUCGGUUGCUCACCUCCCUUUUUCGCAAGCUGUCGGUGAUCUUCAGUGUGGAUCAGCUAUUGCGUCACCUUCAGCAGGUUUUGGAAACCCACGAGGUUAACUGGAAACACGUGCUGUGCUUUCUUUCAACACUGCUGGUGUACAACCCUUCUGCGCAGCCCAGUCUGAGAGAGCUUCUGUCCCGACUGCUGACUUCUGCAUUUGAAGGUUAUGACUUGGAGAGCAUGAUAACUGCCUUCUUGUUGGCACGACAGGGGGCGCUGCAGGGGCCUGCCAUCUUUCCCUCCUACUGCGACUGGUUCAAGGGGUGUUUUGGUGGGGCCAGUGGUUUCCACGCAACCAGCAAGAAAUCUUUGGUGUUCUUGCUCAAAUUCCUGUCUGACUUGGUGCCCUUUGAACCCCCACAGUACCUCAAGGUGCACAUCCUCCACCCCCCAUAUGUACCUGUGAAAUACCGCAGCCUCCUGAUGGAGUAUGUUUCCCUGGCUAAGACCAGACUGGCUGACCUCAAGGAGUCAGUUGAGGAGAUGGGUCUUUAUGGAGACAUUUCUGGUGCUGAAGCUGCACCGGUGCAGUGCCAGGCUGUCCAGGAUGUAGAUAAAGCUGUAUCUCUUUUUGAGAGUACAGGGAGACUCUCUGCCACAGUCAUGGAGGCCAGUAUUUUCCGUCGGUCAUAUUUCCUCACAAGGUUUCUUCCUACUCUGCUAAAGCCAAAAGUGCUUCCUGUGAAAGCAGAUGCUCAGAUGAGUUUCAUCGAGGCCCUAAAAAAGGCAGAUAAGAUUCCUGCUGCCCAAUAUUCAGCAUACGUGGACUCCUGCCAGAGACUAAGACAGCAAGAGGGGAAUGUAGUGCGUGUGGACAAUCAUGACCAUCCUUUGGAGCUCCUAGAAGUUCAGCUGCAGGAGCUUGUGGAGCAUGUUGUUGAUGGAAGUGAAGGAGACAUUUCAGCCCAAUUGUCCAAGAUUUCUCACACUUUGGGCUUCAUUUUUCCUGGUCUAACCACUGACGCCUUUGAACAGGAAGUCAUCCAACUUCAAACUGACACACCACCGUUUUCAGAGCUCCACAUGAAGGUUGUCAACGUGAUUCUCAGAUGGUUUUGCCAGUGCAUUUUAGAUUCUUCCAAAGUGCUAUCCCCUAAUAAACAAAUGACGUGGGCUUCCAGGUUUGUGAGUGUAUUCGCUUGUAACAUACAACUCCUCUCCUGCCUUCUACACAGAAUUUGGGAUCUACUCCAUAACCAGGGCUCCUUGCUGAGUGGGCCACACAUGCUGGGUCUUGCAGCUUUUGUUGUCCACCUCCAUGCUUCCACGUUGCAAAGGCCUUUAGUUCAUCUGGCAUCACUGUGCCCCGCCAAGCCAGUACCUAUCUCAGAGACCCUUAGCUCAGCAUUGGUGUGCAGCACACAAACUAAUAUGCUGUUUUGUGUCAGAUUCUGCAUGGCUGCUGUGAGCUACGGGAUCUGUAGAGGUGAUUCGUUGACUCAGCCGCUAAAAGACUUGAUUCCCAGCAGCUUCUACAAGAAGCUUCAGUACCUUAUCCCAAGACUGUUACCUGAAGCCAGAAGGACUGCUGGAAGUAAAGAGGCUGGAAUUCAGGAGACGGACAGUUUUGGGCUGUGGAGCAAUGCCAAAGACAGCAGCAGCCAUUGGAAAAAGACAGCUUGGUGUCUUUGGAGACAUCCUGCUUUCAGUCAGCUACGACAAGCACCCCAAUAUCAGUUAUCCUUUACAGAAUGGCUGGCAAAUGAAUCCCAAGUGGAAAGAAGUAAAGACGCCAUGACUGACUCAGAACGACUGGAGUACCACCAGUGGGCAUGUCUGCACCUUUAUCUAACUGCUCCAGAUAAUGAGGGUGGCUGUGGAGGAAGCAUGAAAAGUGUUUUCUUUCAUCUCAUUCAUGCCCUCAUGGACCAGCAGUCCAGUGAGAAGAGUCCAAAAGAUCACGCAAUCUCACAGAGAGGAACCUGUCUUCCAGACAUCAUCUGCAUAUUACAGGAAGUGGUGUAUGAGAUGGAUCUGACCACCCCUGCUGUUAGUCACCCAGGCAGCUCUGAUGUAUGUGACUUCCUGUUUGAGUUGGCGUCUGAGAGGUUUUCCGGCUCACUGACUGAAGCUUCAGCACAACUCAGCUGUGAACACACACUAAACACAUGGAACAGAGUACUGCUGGCUCUCCCAUCAGUGAGUUUUAUUAAGGUGAAGGCUGAAGAAGGUAGGAGGCAUCUGGACUGUGACAAACUGAUCCAACAUAUCAACCAACAUCAGAGGAGUGUGUGUUUACCAGGCGGAUUGUUGUCCUUUCAUCUGACGUCACACUUCUUGAAAGGUAUUUUGUAUGCCAGUGCACGCUGCAGUCAUGUUGGGGAAGAAUUCUGCAAGACCUGGUCUCUGAUCAGCCAGCGUUGUCCUCUGCUGCUGGUCUCCACAGUGUACUGGUGGGACCGCAUGUCUGCAGCGAUGUUAUCGUUGUGGUGUCGUCUGAGUGAUGGAGAGACACCACCAGCGCAGCUGCAGAUCAUUGCUAGCAGCCAACACUGGGCCUGCAGCUUAAUGGGGGGCCAGUUGCUGCGGGUCCCUUCAGCUCCUGCACUGCUGUUGGCCUCCAGCAUUUAUGAAGCCCUGCAAGGCAGGCAGGAUGUCCAUGCUGCUCUCAGCCUCCUGGAACCAGACAAGGACUUUAAACACAGAGAGGUUCUCGUCUUCCUGCUUUUCUUGUGUGUGAACAACUACCUGUCAGCCCUCCUUUAUCCUCAAGAAAAAUGUCAUCGGAAAGCUAUUAAGCUGUGCACUGAAGUUUUAAGAGUGGCAGUGGAUUCUACCGACUGGCUUCUCAUCUUUAAAUCCAAUGCUGCAGAAAAGGGAGUUUAUCAGAGUGUUACCAUGGUGACGUCGGAUCGAUGUGAUCAACUAAUGCCGUGGGCUUUCUACAGUGUGUUGCUUGAGCAGAGCGCCGAGUUGCGUCACAAAGUUGUGCGUCGUCCAGACUUCCUCAGCGUAGCAGUGUGUUGUUACAUCGGCCUGCAGCAGAUCUUCCUGGACGGAUUCGCCAUCAGUGACCCACCUGAAAGUCAGAUUCUGAGCCGCAGCAAACGCUUCCUGCUCUCGGCCAUCCCGCACACGCCGGCUUCUUCCUCAUCCUGCAGGCUGCUGACACAGCUGCAGACUCAGUGCGUGGAUGUUGAUCCAGAGGUGGCGGCAGCUCUGUUUGCUCACCUGAACGCUCACACGCUCAUUACUGAGAUGGAGUUCCUCUGAGAAGAUCACAUAUUAUUCAUAAAUUCAAAACAGCUGCCUUUUUUUUUGGAUAUUUCCAAUAAAAGUUUUUUUUUUUUUUUUGUAAAAUACUAAUUAAUGUGUUUAUGAUACACAUAUCCCUUAUUAUUACCACAAAUUUACUUGCUUAUAUGUUACUAUAUGGUAACAUAUAAGCUUCUGAAAAAAAUAAAUAAAUACAUUAGGGGUGUGGGAAAAAAUCGAUUCGAAUACGAAACGAAUCAUUUACGUCAAGGGUGUCAAACUCAAAUACAGAGUGGGCCAAAAUUUAAAACGGAAUAAAGCCGCGGGCCAAAGUUGAACAAAUUAACCUUUUAAUAGGGACCCAAACAAGUUUUGCAUUAAAUAUUGAACAAGCAAGGCUUAUAUAACUUUAGUGCAAAAUCCAGUUUCAAAUAAUAAUAACAAUAAUUAAAAGAAUAUCAAUGGCAUAUAAAAUAAAAUUUAAAUAAAAGUAUUUUUCUAUUUGCAAUCUUCUGAGGUAAAUAUCAUUUUUUUUCCACAGGCUAAUAAUAAAUUUGAAAAUAAAAUAACAAUAAUGAAUGAACCAAACAUUCAAGCCUUGACGUAGCAAGAGAAAAUGCAUGAAUAAAACGUUAAAUAUUGGUCAGUUUGCUGGAAGUUUCCCGGAAGAGUUAGUGCUGCAAGGGUUUCUGGGUAUUUUUUCUGUUGUGUUACAGUGCGGCUGUUCACCCAAAAUGUGUUUGUCAUUCUUGUUUGGUGUGGGUUCACAGUGUGGCGCAUAUUUGUAACAGUGCUAAAGUUGUUUAUACGGCCACCCUCAGUGUGACCUGUAUGGCUGUUGACCAAGUAUGCGUUGCAUUCACUUGUGUGUGUGUGUGUAUGUGUAAAAGCCACAAAUAUUAUGUGACACGCUGUUAGUAUGGAGGAAAAGCGGACGUGACGACAGGUUGUAGAGAACGCUAAAGGCAGUGCCUUAAAUGCACGCCCCCAAUAUAGUUGUCCAGGUGGAAAUCGUUAGAAAUUCAGGAGAAUGGUUGCCCCGGGAGAUUUUCGGGAGGGGCACUGAACUUCGGGAGUCUACCGGGAAAAUUAGGAGGGUUGGUAAGUAUGAGUAUUAGCGGUGAAUGUGGUGUUACAGCGGCACCGACGCUGUACAACACCGGCGGGCCAGCUCCAAUGCUAAAUUGAUAUUGCCUCAAGGGCCAAAUUAAAUUACACGGCGGGCCAGAGUUUGACACCCAUGGUUUACGUUGUGCGACUCAGAAUCGAUUCUUAUUUUUCAAAAAUCAAUUUUUUUUUAAUCAAUCCAACAAACCACUACACAGCAAUACCAUAAUCAAUAUUACUUAUAAUUUCAGCAUAGCAGUGAUUAAAAAUCCCUCAUUGACAUUAUCAUUAGACAUUUAUAAAAAAAAAAAAAAAAAGAACAAUAGUGUCACAGUGGCUUACACUUGCAUCGCAUCUCAUAAGCUUGACAACACACUGUGUCCAAUGUUUUCACAAAGAUAAAAUAAGUCAUAUUUUUGGUUUAGUUAAAACAAAUUUACAUUAUUGCAAUCAGUUGAUAAAACAUUGUCUUUUACAAUUAUAAAAGCUUUUUUUUUUAAAUCUACUAUUCUGCUAGCAUGUCAGCAGACUGGGGUAGAUCCUGCUGAAAUCCUAUGUAUUGAAUGAAUACAGAAUCGUUUUGAAUCGGAAAAAUAUCGUUUUUGAAUCGAGAAUCGAAAAAAAUCGAUAUAUUAUCGAAUCGUGACCCCAAGAAUCGAUAUUGAAUCGAAUCGUGAAACACCCAAAGAUUCACAGCCCUGAAAUUCAUAUAUAUACAUAUAUAUAUAUAAAUAUAUAUAUAUAUAUAUAUAUAUAUAUAUAUAUAUAUAUAUAUGCAAAAGCAAUAGGGGCUCAAACCCCUCACAGAAGAAGUAAUUAUACACAACCCAAGUUGCACUCAACCUGCAAAGCUAAAGGUUAAAUGAAGUAUUUCACAUCUGUAAAGUGUAUAUAAGGCAUACAUGUAUACAGGCAAAGAGCUGUGUAGGAAUGAGAACUGAUGUAAAACACAAAAGUUAAAUGGAGUCUUAAAAACAGUGAUAUAUAUAUAUAUAUAUAUAUAUUUUUUUUUUCCUGAAGGAAUCAAUAAAGUACUAUCUAUCCA